CUCUCGAUCAAAACAAUCACGGUUUUAUCGGAUAAGUUAAUUGUUAUCAGUACUUCACAUGCCAUGCUGAAGAAAUGUCCGAAUCUAAGAGGGACAACCAUGCUAAAGACGGAAUCAUUGAUUUCACGGCCGGUUUUUUGGGGGGCAUCGCGUUGGUUUACGUCGGCCAGCCCCUGGACACCGUCAAGGUAAAAAUGCAGACGUUUCCAAGCUUAUACAACAACAUGAUUGAUUGUUUCAUGAAAACGUUACGCGCAGAUGGAAUUUAUCGCGGUUUGUAUGCCGGUACAGUCCCGGCUUUGGCGGCAAAUAUUACCGAAAAUUCCGUUUUGUUUCUUUGUUACGGCUUUUGCCAGAAAUUUAUUCAAAAAGUUAGUUAUACCGAACACGUGGCUGAUCUAAGCAUGAUGCAAAAUGCCACAGCGGGUUUUUUGGCCUCGUUUUUCUCUUCGGUGGCGAUUUGCCCCACGGAACUUCUCAAAUGUAAGCUCCAAGCGAUGUUUGAGACGCAAAAACAGCAAGAAAUGCAAGGGUUCAAAGUGGUCAGAGUGGGGCCCAUGAAGCUGGCAGCGCAAAUAUUGAAGACCGAAGGGCCUUUGGGGUUUUUUCACGGGCUUGUGCCCACGUUAGUUAGGGAAAUGCCGGGGUAUUUUUUCUUUUUUGGGACUUAUGAAGGGACUAGGACUUUGCUAGCGCGUCCGGGGGAGUCCAAGGACGAUAUAGGCUUGUUUAAGACAAUGGUGGCGGGGGCUUUGGGGGGCAUGUCUUUCUGGACGUUGACUUAUCCAGUCGAUGUGGCCAAAAGUCGGAUUCAAGUCACUAAUAGUAAAAUGAAUAUGGUUGCAAUGAUUUUGCAAAUAUCGAGGCGGGAAGGCUUCAGACAGCUUUAUAACGGGUUGACUCCAACGUUAGUUCGGACUAUUCCAUCCACUGCCACUCUUUUUGCAACUUACGAGUAUUCCAAAAGAUUCCUCCACCAAAUUUUCUGAUUAGAAAUAAAACUCGAACAUAGUUUUUAUAUUUUAUUUUUAUCCAAUAAAUAAAUAAAUAGGAAUACUGGGGUAAUACUGUC
Messenger RNA from Tribolium castaneum (red flour beetle), 1072 nucleotides. RefSeq lists its product as uncharacterized. Gene Ontology annotation, cellular component: mitochondrion. The transcript has 3 exons. NCBI's taxonomy places the organism in Eukaryota, Metazoa, Arthropoda, Insecta, Coleoptera, Tenebrionidae. Gene Ontology annotation, molecular function: L-ornithine transmembrane transporter activity. Bases 75 to 989 code for a protein of 304 amino acids. The record is from RefSeq and is a predicted model, not a curated record. Gene Ontology annotation, biological process: mitochondrial L-ornithine transmembrane transport.